Molecule: messenger RNA, 255 nt
Organism: Phytophthora sojae
Lineage: Eukaryota; Oomycota; Peronosporomycetes; Peronosporales; Peronosporaceae
Exons: 1
Source: RefSeq, a predicted model, not a curated record
AUGAACAAUGGUGUUCAGCGCCUCCGCCAAAGACAGUGUAAGGUAUGCUUUUGCUACAAGCCUGAAGGAAAGAAGCGGGGAGGAACGUCUUCCUACUACUGCGCCCCGUGCUCACAAGGAAAGAAAGGACCCAUCACGCUUUGCAACAAGGAGCGUGGUCACCCCAACAAUGAAGGUCUCACCUGUACUCAGAUCUGGCACCUCGUGUGGCAAAACGGUGAGUUUGAACCCAAGACAAGCCACAUCCGCGACCGU